Mycena citricolor is the source of this 444-nucleotide messenger RNA. The record is from the annotation of a GenBank genome assembly. Lineage: Eukaryota; Fungi; Basidiomycota; Agaricomycetes; Agaricales; Mycenaceae.
UCCUGUGGGUCUUUUAUAAUCCGUCAGUCUGUCCAACUCUUGCUCGCAUACACUCUGAACCAGAGCCAUACAGGCGGUAUUCGAUCUACGAUGCAACCAUCGAGGAGUGGAGCACGAUCCUCCGACUCGGUCACGAGUGGGGCUUCGCUGAGGUGCAAAAGCUUGCUGUCCGGGAACUCGAGAAGCAUCCACACUCUAAAUCACUCACCUCCAUCGACCGGAUCGUUCUGUAUCGCAGGCACGGCGUUCCAGAAGAUGUGCUCGUCCCAUACUAUGCCGCCAUCUGUGCUCGGGGGACUCCGCUCGAGUACGAGGAGUGCCAGAAAUUGGGAAUGAAGCCAGUUGUCGCGAUUAAUCAAGCAUUGCAUGCACUGGCAUAUAAAUGCGACGAAAAAAUGGCUCCACUGGUCUCAAAGAUCGUGGCUCACUCUAAUCAAACCUCGC